AUGGCGGUGCUUCUCCGCCGCGCCGCGGCCGCCGCAGCGGCGGUCCUCGUCGUCGCGGCCGUCUGCGCGGACGGCGCCUCCACGUUCUACUCCUCCGACCCCAACCUCGGAUCCGCGCGCGUUGUCUUCCAGACGAAUUAUGGUGAUAUUGAGUUUGACUUCUUUCCUCAUGUUGCACCUAAGACUGUCGAACACAUUUUCAAACUUGUGCGGCUUAGGUGCUACAACACAAAUCACUUCUUCCGGGUUGACAAGGGUUUUGUUGCACAAGUUGCUGAUGUUAUGUCAGGUCGAACUGCCCCUAUGAAUGCAGAGCAGAAAAGAGAAGCAGAGAAAACAAUUGUUGGUGAAUUUAGUAGUGUCAAGCAUUUCAGGGGAAUCCUCUCCAUGGGAAGGCACUCUGAUCCAGACAGCGCUGGCUCUUCCUUUUCUAUCCUUCUGGGCGAUUCACCGCACCUUGAUGGCCAGUAUGCUGUAUUCGGGAGGGUCACUAAAGGUGACGAUACAUUGAGUAAACUAGUGAGGCUUCCAACCCGGAGAGAGGGCAUUUUUGUAAUGAGAGCUGUGAAGCAGAAAAAUCUAUUCUUCGGAGGAGACUUUCUGAAUCAGCAUCAGAAGUUGAGCGAUGGAGAAGAAAAUGCUUUGCUUAAUGCUGGAGUAAGGUGA
Miscanthus lutarioriparius is the source of this 666-nucleotide messenger RNA. The record is from the annotation of a GenBank genome assembly. Lineage: Eukaryota; Viridiplantae; Streptophyta; Magnoliopsida; Poales; Poaceae.